GCUGUUUACCCAAAUCAAAUAAAAAAUUAAAAUGGAACUGGAGGGGUCGGAAUUAGGUACAAGGGAAUACUGGGAAACCAGCUAUGCACGAGAAAUUAAAAACUAUAAAAACCAUGGCGAUGUGGGUGAAAUUUGGUUUGACGAAGACUCUCAACAACGAAUUGUCGACUGGCUCUUGAAACAGGAAAAUAUCGACAAGAAAACAGCAUGUGUCCUUGACUUGGGAUGCGGUAAUGGCAUGUUUCUUAUAGCCUUAGCCAACGAAGGCUUCGCACGGUUAACGGGAGUUGACUACUCCCCAAAGGCAAUCGAGCUGGCCAUGGGCAUAGCCAAGGACCAAGCUUUAGACAUAAACUACAAAGUGGCGGACUUAACCCAAAGCGAAUCUCUGGCUCUGGGUACCUACAGCAUCAUUCAUGACAAGGGUACUUACGAUGCUGUCAGUUUGUGCCCCGAUGACCCCAAGGAGAAACGCAACAGCUAUUUAUCCACAGUUUCGAAACUGUUGCAGAAUGAGCAAAGUCUCUUCAUCAUCACCUCCUGCAACUGGACGGAGGAGGAGUUACUGCACAGCUUUGAACAUGUCUUUGUCAAGCAUUGCACUAUACCCACGCCCACGUUCAAAUUCGGAGGCAAGGUGGGCAAUGUAGUGACCUCUGUAGUAUUUAAAAAGAAAUCAAAUUAAAU
Messenger RNA from Drosophila arizonae, 687 nucleotides. RefSeq names its product EEF1A lysine methyltransferase 2. Gene Ontology annotation, cellular component: cytoplasm. The record is from RefSeq and is a predicted model, not a curated record. Lineage: Eukaryota; Metazoa; Arthropoda; Insecta; Diptera; Drosophilidae. Gene Ontology annotation, molecular function: protein-lysine N-methyltransferase activity.